AUGCUAUCAGAUGAACAAAUUAAUCAAUCCCCAUCUGUUCAAACUGAGUCUAGCAUUAAAAAUCUUUAUCUUUAUCAUAAAGAAUUGCUUUCUUUUGCAGAAUUGCUACGUGGAAAAUUUAAUUCUCUUGGCGGCAAGUUGCAAUCAUAUAGUUAUGAAACAACUCCUUCUCAUAUUAACCAAUGUCCCAAAGAAGAUGAAAAGUAUUUUUCUGAUAAACCAAAUAAAGAAAGUCGAGAAUUUUUAGAAAAUCUAGCAGAUAGCAUUAUAUGGUUUUUUAACAAAUAUUUUGCCGAAGAAAACAAAAGUUUUUUUGAUAAGAAAAUGGAG
This is a messenger RNA of Racocetra fulgida, 330 nucleotides long. Lineage: Eukaryota; Fungi; Glomeromycota; Glomeromycetes; Diversisporales; Gigasporaceae. The record is from the annotation of a GenBank genome assembly.